AUGCCCUUGCAGGCCCAGCACACGCAGAAGAGCCUUGUGCUGAAGCGCAUUAAUAGAUAUCCAGCUCAACCCACAUUCUCAGGUGAUCUGGUUCAUAAAUGUCUAAUGUCUAUGCCAUUCCGGUCCGACCUCGCAGAGAACUUCAUCGAAGAGUAUAGAAAAUACGUACAAUUCCAUUCUACCAUUGAUAUCCUCAAGGACCCCCCUUCGACGUACCCGAUUCCCGGAGUUGAUCUGAUGGCUGGUCUGGAUUGGAUCCUGAACAAGGCCAGAAAUAACGAGUACAGUAGCCAGUUUGAGUUUGACUCUGAUAUUACCAAACUUAUUUUGUCUGUCCAUGAUGACCACUUGGAUAUUUAUAUGUGUUCGACUACUGUUUUCCAGUUCACCAAUAACAUGGCUCUUGUGUCCGUGUCGUCGGAUGGGAUCGAGCUGCCGCGAGUGUAUACAUGGCACGACGCUGAAUUGCAGCAUAAAGGGGAGAAGAAUGUCUCCCCCGUGGAAUCUAUCGAUGGGAUCGAUGUGGAAGGCUAUCUUGAGAAGCUUGCGUCGGGAUUUUUCUAUCCCCUAUCUAGUGCUCGGGAUCCCGAUGCCUUAUACAACUCUCUCUUCCCUUCACACCCUCGCUCACUAUACACUUCCACCAAAGAAACCGGCGCUUGGGCACAGAACCUGCUCUGGCCUGGAUCAUCGCACACCCUACGCUUUACCAACGGCACGUCGCUUAAAAUGGCCACCCUCGCCCGAUUCAUCACUCCACCCGAUACAUUCAACUAUAGAAAUGGCGCAUCCCUUUUUGAAAAACUCUGCCUGGACACAGACCUGGCAUUUACCCCAAUUACGAGAGUCCGGGACCCCAAAUUCCCACAGGACACCCUCUCCGCAUAUCCAACCCCCUUCGUAAAUUCCUCCUACCAUAUAUCAGGCUAUUUCCCUAAAUUAUCCAACGAUACAGCGGUUCUGGUCGUCCCGACUUUUAAACCAGACAAUCCGGUUGAAUUCUCGGAUAUCGCGAAAGCAUUUAUCUCCAAUGCUUCUGCACUUCAUAAAAGGAAAAUUAUUAUUGACCUAUCUAGUAAUGGUGGGGGGUUUCUUCAAUCAGCUAUUGACCUUUUCCGGAUCUUCUUCCCUACUGCACCUGUAUACACUGCUGCUCGAUACCGCGCACAUGAUGGACUUAACCUCAUUACCAAGGCUCUUAAUGACGCAGAACAAGAACAGCGCCUAGACAACUUCGGUCUCCAAUCAGUUGAUGAGGCUGUAAAACCAGAUCAGAAGACAGGAUUCUCUUCCUGGAAGGAUCUCUACGUUCUGCAUUUAGACCUGGCCGCAGCAGGAUACCAAACAGCCGUGAAUGCCUCCAGGGAUGGGACUCCAAAACUGUCCCCUAAUGAGCUGAGUCGGUACAAUCAUACUGUAACAGCUGUUCCGGCCGCGGAGUGGUCGUUGGUGCGGAGUGCGAAUCUGAAUAUCGAGAAUAUGUUUAUAAAAGGUGAUGAUCAGUUGCCGUUGCAGUUUGUAUAUGAACCUGCGGAUUGUCGACGGUUUUUCACUAUGGGCCAGUAUUUACAGCAGGAUCAGGUUUGGGAUGAGGCGAGGAAAGUGGGGUUUGAUUUGAUUUGA
Molecule: messenger RNA, 1623 nt
Organism: Aspergillus tanneri
Lineage: Eukaryota; Fungi; Ascomycota; Eurotiomycetes; Eurotiales; Aspergillaceae
Exons: 6
Coding region: 1-1623 (540 amino acids)
Biological process (GO): proteolysis
Molecular function (GO): serine-type peptidase activity
Source: RefSeq, a predicted model, not a curated record